UACACUCUCGUUAAAUCCAUCUCUUUCUCUUCCAUGAUCGGCCUUGCCAUCAAACUACCACCUACGGCCUAACCGAUCCCCGAUUGGAUUGAUAUCUCUUCGUCCACGCCCACGAUCGAUCUAGACACUCUGAAGCUCCCUUGAGCGAACUUGCACCAUGGCGACCCCGACGGAUGGCUCCGAGCGAGCCACCACGGCCUCCGGUGCCGAUCCCUUUGGAGAUGCGGCCCGGAGACGCAACAUUCCUCCAGUCGCUCCUACUGCUACCGAAAAGCCCCAGCCCGAGGAUAAGAAGAAGGCUCUGGUUCCCGUGAAGAAGGAGCAGAGCUUCCUUGAUUGUAUUGCGAGCUGGGAGUGGAUCGUUGCCCCCGUCGUCUUCACGUUCCUGGCUUUCUUUACGCGUUUCUGGCAGAUUGGUCUUUCCCCCAUCGUGACAUGGGACGAAGCUCAUUUCGGAAAGUUUGGUAGCCAUUACCUCAAGCGCGAAUUCUACUUCGAUGUUCACCCUCCUGCCGGAAAGCUCCUCGUUGGUCUGAGCGGAUUGCUUGCGGGUUACAAUGGAUCUUUCGAGUUCAAGUCCGGCGAGACUUAUCCCGAGGAAAUCAACUACACCUUCAUGCGCCAGUUCAACGCUUUUUGGGGUGCCGUGUGCGUUCCCCUGGCCUACUUUACCGCCAAGGCGCUUCACUUCAAGCUCCCUGCCGUCUGGCUCGUCACUCUCAUGGUUCUUUGCGAGAACUCAUACACCACCAUCAGCCGCUUCAUCCUCCUCGAUUCUAUGCUCCUCUUCGGUACCGUGGCCACCACUUUGUGCUGGGCCAAGUUCCAUAACCUACGCAAGAAGAGCUUCACGCCUGAGUGGGCCUUCUGGUUGUUCCUGACUGGUCUCAGCAUCGGCUUUGUCUGCAGUGUCAAGUGGGUUGGACUCUUCGUUACCGCUCUGGUCGGUCUCUACACCAUUGAGGACCUCUGGAACAAGUUCGGCGAUACCAAGAUGCCCGUCAAGGUUCUUGCUGCCCACGUUGCCGCUCGCGUCAGCUGCCUCAUUAUCCUGCCCUUUGCGGUUUACCUUUUGAGCUUUGCCAUCCACUUCUGGGUUUUGACCAACUCCGGCCCCGGCGAUGCCCAGAUGCCCUCGCUCUUCCAGGCUAACUUGAGAGGCACUGAGGUUGGCAGGGACAGCCCUUUGGAGCUUGCUAUCGGCUCCCGCGUGACCAUCAAGAACAUGGGCUAUGGUGGUGGCCUGCUUCACAGUCACGUUCAGACCUACCCUGAGGGUUCUAACCAACAACAAGUGACCUGCUAUCACCACAAGGAUGCCAACAACGACUGGUUCUUCUACCCUAACCGCAGGGAGCAGGCUUAUGACGAGAACUCUGACGAGAUUCGUUACAUUGGUGAUGGCAGCACCGUUCGCCUUAUCCAUGCCCAGACCGGCCGCAACCUCCACUCCCACGAGAUCCCCGCUCCCAUGACCAAGAGCGACAAGGAGGUUUCUUGCUAUGGCAACCUUACCGUUGGUGAUGAGAAGGACCACUGGAAGAUUGAGGUCGUCAAGGAUACCAAUUCUCGCGAUCGCUCCAAGAUCCGCACUCUCACCACUGCCUUCCGCUUGAAGCACGAGGUUUUGGGAUGCUACCUCCGCGCUGGAACCGUCAAUCUUCCCCAGUGGGGUUUCAAGCAGAUCGAGACUACCUGCACCAAGACCAACAACCCUCGUGACACCUACACUCACUGGAACGUCGAGUCCCAUACUAACCCCAAGCUGCCUCCUGCUGCACCCGGUCAGUACAAGAGUCAAUUCCUUCAGGACUUCAUUCACUUGAACGUUGCCAUGAUGACCUCGAACAACGCUCUUGUUCCCGAUCCUGACAAGCAGGACGAUUUGGCUUCCCAAUGGUGGCAGUGGCCUAUUCUUCACGUUGGCUUGAGAAUGUGCAGCUGGGAUGACAAGACUGUCAAGUAUUUCCUGCUUGGCAAUCCUCUCGUCUACUGGGGCUCCACUGCCGCUCUUGGAGUAUUUGGCCUUCUUGUUGUUUGGUACACUCUCCGCUGGCAGCGUGGCUACAAGGAGCUCGGCCAGGACGGCAUUGACCAGAUCCACUACGCCGGAGUCUACCCUGUCAUCGGCUGGUUCCUCCACUACUUGCCCUUCAUCGUCAUGGGCCGUGUCACCUACGUCCAUCACUAUUACCCGGCGCUCUACUUCGCCAUCCUCUGCUUCGGUUUCCUUGCUGACUGGUUCCUCAGAGCCAAGAGCAAGCUUACCCAGGGCAUUGCCUAUGGUAUCCUUUAUGCGACAGUUAUUGGGCUUUACAUCUUCUUCAUGCCCAUCAGCUGGGGAAUGGUCGGCCCGAACCAGCAGUACAAGUACAUGAAGUGGUUCGAUAACUGGAGGAUCUCGGAUUAGAUGUGGUGAUUGGGAUGGAAACUAUGGUCAGCCCCGUUCUCGGUUGGCAAUCAUCACAGCAACAGUCUUCCUGUAACUGAUGCUAUUCCAAAAGUGUACCAAAUUCUGUGCAUCUGCAUUGACAACAUUUUAUUUCCUUUGAAGUUUGAUCUAAAACAAAAAGAA
Messenger RNA from Neurospora hispaniola, 2575 nucleotides. Its product is annotated as dolichyl-phosphate-mannose-protein mannosyltransferase 2. Gene Ontology annotation, biological process: protein O-linked glycosylation via mannose. Gene Ontology annotation, cellular component: endoplasmic reticulum; membrane. Lineage: Eukaryota; Fungi; Ascomycota; Sordariomycetes; Sordariales; Sordariaceae. The coding region runs from base 158 to 2410 and encodes 750 amino acids. The record is from RefSeq and is a predicted model, not a curated record. Gene Ontology annotation, molecular function: dolichyl-phosphate-mannose-protein mannosyltransferase activity. The transcript is spliced from 5 exons.